This is a messenger RNA of Pedinophyceae sp. YPF-701, 1869 nucleotides long. Lineage: Eukaryota; Viridiplantae; Chlorophyta; Pedinophyceae. The record is from the annotation of a GenBank genome assembly.
AUGGGCAAGAAGAAGUCGUUCCUCGACAAGAAGAAGGCGACCACCUACCAGCUCGUGCUCAACGAUGCCGAGGACGGCGAAGAUGCCCCCCGCAUCGGCCUCCAGGCCAUCAAACAGGGCGGAAAGUGGAUCACUGACGACGGCGAGGCGGCGCACCUCGACCCCCUCGCUGGGGCCGGGGAGGACUACGACGAGGUCGACGAGUGGAUCCAGGGCAAUAUUCACCCGUCGGAGCGCGCCGCCGUGCGCCCCGCGCGCCCGGGAGGCGCCGCGGCGUCCUUCCCGUGGCACCUGUUCACUGACGGGCCCAGCGGGGCGGAGGAGCACGGUCCGGCGUGGGGCGCGCGGCGGAAGGAGAUCAUGGAGCUCGGCCUCCCCGACGACGGCUACGACUACCUGAAGCACCUCCGCGCGCCCGCGCCCGCGCCGCCCACGGCCGCCCUCCCCGCCACGGCCAGCGCCGCCGCGGCCGACGGCCGCAUCGUCGUCGGCGAGCAGCGGAAGCCCAAGGGCGAGAAGGCAGCGCCGGCCGUCGGCGGCGGCGGCCCGACGAUCUUCCUCCCGGCGCUCGAGCCGGCGCAGGACGUGGCCCCCGACGCGCGCGAGUUCGACGCUCGCGCGCUGGUGCUCGGGCAGGCGGCGACCGACGAGGCGGCGGCGGAGGGGCGCUCGAACGCGGUGUCGGCGGCGGCGCGGCCGGUCGAGGAGCUCCGGGCGCGCGAGCGGCGGAUGCGCGAGGAGCUGGACGCGGUGAUGGCGGCGCUGGAGGAGGGCGGGAGCGACGCGGGGGACGAGCUGGAGGACGACUUCGUGCUGCUGUCGACGCAGGGGCCGGCGUCGGGGGCGGCGGAGACGGAGGACGAGGACGAGGAGGGCAGCGAGGGGGCGGAGAGCGAGGGGGGCGCGGAGGGGGAGGUGGGGCGGAGCGAGGCGGGGAGCGACGUGGCGGCGAUGAACGCGCAGUUCGACCGCGUGGCGAUGGAGUACGACGACGAGGACAUCGGGUCGCUCGAGGACGAGGAGGGCGAGAUCCGCGGGCGCGCCCCGGCGGCGCGCUUCGCGGACGUGUUCGACGAGUUCAUCGAGACGCACGCGGGGGCCAAGGCGCGCGAGCGGGGCACGGCGUACGCGGCGCCGGCGGACGGCGGCGGCGACGGGGGCUUCGUGGCGUGCGCGGCGUUCGACGGCGCGCGGGAGGGGUAUGUGUUUCGCGCGGGGCCGCAGGGGCCGGGGUACUACCGGGACGACGCGGGGGGGGAGUCCGGGGAGGAGUGGCUGGACGAGGAGGCGGCGGUGGCGCGCGCGGCGCUCGCGCGGACGAAGGCGCUCGCGGAGAAGUUCCAGUACGGCGUGCAGGCGGUGGAGUCGGACCAGGAGCGGGCGGCGCGAGAGGCGCGCGAGGCGCGCGAGCUCAGGCGCAUGAUGGAGAAGCCGCGCGAGCGGUGGGACUGCGAGUCGAUGGCGUCGAUGCGGAGCAACGCGCUGCACCACCCGGGGCGCAUCGGCGCUCCGCCGAAGCCGGCCUCGCGCGCGGGCGCCGACGGCGCCGCGCCGGCGCCCGUGAAGCUGUCGGCGCAGGGCGUGCCCGUGGGGUACGUCCGUCGCGCUCCGGCCCGCGGCGAGGAGGCCGGCAGCGAGGACGGCGGCGAGGACGAGCACCCCGCGCCGCCGAACAGCGCCGCGCCCAAGGCGCGGACCAAGGGGGAGUCGGCGGAAGAGCGGCGGGCGCGGAAGCAGGCGGUCAAGGACCAGAAGCGGGCGCGGCGCGAAGAGAAGAAGCGGUCGACGGCGGUGUUCAAGGGCGUGAUGCAGCAGGCGCAGCGGCAGCAGGCCGGCAUGGGGCAGGCGAGCUCGGUGAUCAAACUGUGA